This is a messenger RNA of Odobenus rosmarus divergens (Pacific walrus), 1362 nucleotides long. It is a transcript of the gene NAA11, whose product is annotated as N(alpha)-acetyltransferase 11, NatA catalytic subunit. The transcript has 2 exons. Bases 11 to 703 code for a protein of 230 amino acids. Gene Ontology annotation, biological process: N-terminal peptidyl-glutamic acid acetylation. The record is from RefSeq and is a predicted model, not a curated record. Gene Ontology annotation, molecular function: protein N-terminal-serine acetyltransferase activity; protein-N-terminal-glutamate acetyltransferase activity. Lineage: Eukaryota; Metazoa; Chordata; Mammalia; Carnivora; Odobenidae. Gene Ontology annotation, cellular component: NatA complex.
CGCCGCCAUUAUGAACGUCCGCAAUGCUCGGCCAGAUGACCUGAUUAACAUGCAACACUGCAACCUUCUCUGCCUUCCUGAGAACUACCAGAUGAAAUACUAUUUCUACCAUGGCCUUUCCUGGCCCCAGCUUUCUUACAUUGCUGAGGACGAGGGCGGGAAGAUUGUGGGCUACGUCCUGGCCAAAAUGGAGGAGGACCCAGAUGACGUCCCCCAUGGACAUAUCACCUCACUGGCGGUGAAGCGUUCACACCGGCGCCUCGGCCUGGCCCAGAAGCUGAUGGACCAGGCCUCCCGGGCCAUGAUAGAGAACUUUAGCGCCAAGUACGUGUCCCUGCACGUCAGGAAGAGUAACCGAGCAGCUUUGCACCUCUAUUCUAACACCCUCAACUUUCAGGUUAGUGAGGUGGAACCCAAAUACUAUGCAGAUGGGGAAGAUGCCUAUGCUAUGAAACGGGAUCUCUCACAGAUGGCAGAUGAGCUGAGAAGGCAGCUGGAGCUGAAGAAGGGCAGGUUUGUGGUGCUGGGCUCCAGGGAAAACCAGGAAACCCAGGGAAGCACAUUUCCUGGUUCCGAAGAGGAUGGUCAGAAGGAGAAGAACCCCGCCGCUGAUGAUAGUGGCAGUGACAGCAAGGAACCCAGUGAGUCCGAGGAGAGCACUGAUGUCCGGAACAGCUCAGAAGAUUCAGAUUCUACCUCCUAGAACCUGUUUAAGCAUUGCAGUUCCUCGCAUCUCAGCCACGUCUGCCCUCUAAGCCCUGGCUUAGCCUGUCUGCUCUGCAGCACCUUUCCUGGGAUCAUCUCACAAUGGCCCCAAUGGCUUCUCACUCUCAACAGCAACCGUCUACAUAUCCCCCUGGGAUUAUAAAGGAAUACCUGGAUACAAGAGCCUCCUGCACAAGAGCCAAGAAAGUUUGAGGCCUGCCAUCACAGAACCUUCUUUGGCCUGCUCACACCAUGCCACCAUUUUACUCUGUAGUAGUCCUGUGUUGGGUGUGGUUGUCUUGCAAGUUGUCUCCUCCUAGAACACUGAACAGGAAGCAGGGCAAACUCCUGAAGCUCCUCUGCUUUCAGGUUUUGCCAUUAUUUAUCGGGUUUUCAUUCUUGAGGGUGUAGUCAGGACCAUCAAGUCAGACCUCAUGCCCUCCUUCCUCUUCUUCUUCUUUUCUGGAGGAAGUAUUCUAUUUUCUCUUCCUUUCUCUGGGAACUCAUCGUUUGUCUUACCCUCCCCUUUCUUGAGGCGGUAUUCUCCUCCUCUUUGCCAGUUGGAGGAAGUCACGAGUAAGGGCUUCUACUACGCAAUCAGAACUUGGAGAUUUUAAGAAAAGGACAACCAGUGAUUAAAUUGCAGGAUUUAAUCUC